This is a messenger RNA of Phycomyces blakesleeanus NRRL 1555(-), 1354 nucleotides long. RefSeq lists its product as hypothetical. The record is from RefSeq and is a predicted model, not a curated record. The annotation marks the transcript as partial. Gene Ontology annotation, cellular component: perinuclear region of cytoplasm. Gene Ontology annotation, biological process: intracellular calcium ion homeostasis. The transcript is spliced from 5 exons. Lineage: Eukaryota; Fungi; Mucoromycota; Mucoromycetes; Mucorales; Phycomycetaceae.
GAAGAGCAUGGACCAUUAUUACGGUAACAAUAUACAUAAAGAUAAAUAUGUAUAUAAAGUGUAUACAUAAAUGCAAUGUAUCUUUAUAUAUACAUUUAUAAAGCAUUUUUUAUUUGAUUUUCGUGAGUUGAACAAUAUAUUCAUACCAAAACGAAAUAAGCCUUUGCGGGUCCACGCCCACCUCACAGGCAAUUUGUGCCUGGAAUGAUGCCUCCAAUGCCUCAUGAACAGGUCAUGGUUGCCGAGAAACAUGAAGCAUUACGUAGCACAUUGGCAGAUCUAGGCAAUGACAAGAUGAUAAAAGCACUAGAUGACCUGAGAAUGAUACUCCAGAUGAUUAUGCAGGAUUGCUCAAGGGCAAACAUUGAAGCAGGAAAGACAUGGUCAUUUGAGUAUUGCUGCCAUCCUGCUAGAGCAGAAGCCCUGAUAGAUUUUAUUUUGGCUUUAUCUUUAUCUAAACCAACAUUUGAAGAACGUUUGCAUUUGCUGUAUCUGAUAAAUGAUGUCUUGUUUCACUGUAUUCGCCGUCAGUUACCUUGGAUGAAAGAGUUGAUCUUGCAUCGACUGGUACCUUUGUUGAGAACAGUCUAUCAUUGUCCAGGUGCAAAUGAAAUGACAAAAGCCAAAGUCAACAAGGUUAUGACAAUUUGGGGAGAUAAAAACUUCUUUGCACCAAACAUAAUUCAUUCGAUCCGUGAAAAUGUGUAUAUACCUCCUCCACCUCAUAUGCCUGUGCUUGGACCACCACCUGGAAUGCCAGGAAUGAUGCCAGGAUUUAGACCUCCUUUUGUACCACCUGGAGCAAUUGGACCUAUGGGCAUGCCCCCAAUGGAAGGUUCAAAUCCUGCAAAAAUGCCCACACAAAUGCCGCCUCAUCUUGGUGUACCCCCAAGACCUCAUCCUAGUAGAGGAAUGGGAGUAGGAGUAGGAGGAGGCUCAUACCUCCCACCUACAUCUGCUAUAUCCACACCCAUACCUACACCUGGACUUGGCCCUGGCCCUGGACUUGGACUUGGACUUGGAUCAAUCCCAACAUCUGGAAAGAGUUCUAACCCUACCACAGCUCCAGCACCACCUCCAAUCCCUGCAUCUCCGCCAAAACGGUAUUACGAACUACCAGCCGGUUGGAUGGUGACAGCCCAUAAGAAUACAGCCGAACCAUACACACCGAUUGAUCCAGUCGCUAUACAGCAACAUCAUCAACAAAGUCAAAAGAACCCAUCCAUAGCAAACUAUUUAAAAGCACCACUAGAAGAUUUUUAUGAUGGCUUGGAUCUGAACGACCACUCAGAUACCUUUGAAGAAAAUACUGACGGACGUGUGGAUCGUAAUGGAUGGGAGCCUGACUAUCUCA